Molecule: messenger RNA, 2340 nt
Organism: Camelus dromedarius (Arabian camel)
Lineage: Eukaryota; Metazoa; Chordata; Mammalia; Artiodactyla; Camelidae
Gene: NHLRC3
Product: NHL repeat containing 3
Exons: 8
Coding region: 2-1294 (430 amino acids)
Biological process (GO): negative regulation of translation; proteasome-mediated ubiquitin-dependent protein catabolic process; protein polyubiquitination
Molecular function (GO): ubiquitin protein ligase activity; translation repressor activity; protein binding
Source: RefSeq, a predicted model, not a curated record
CAUGGGGGCGGGGCCCGGGAAGGCGCUCGGAAUCCGGAACCACAGUUCUGAUUUUCUUUCCCCCUGGUCUGUGCUUACUAAUGGUUCUGACGCUUCCAGGGAAGGGGGAUUGGAGAUAGGGGCUCAGUGCAGCGACGAGCCGCGUGGACCUGGGGCUGUCUGGCCGCCACCAGCCGCCUGCCCAUCCGCCUGGCCAGGCUUCCCGUCGGUCAUGGCGAGAUUCUGGGCUUGCGUGGCCGGCGCUGGCUUCUUUCUUGCAUUUCUGGUUUUACAUUCUCGUUUUUGUGGCUUUCGGCUCCCGCCACAUCUCCACUUUGCCUUUAAAAUUUCCUGGCGCGCUGAGGAAAUCCUUUACCGGCUGGAUGUGGAUUGGCCUAUGUACUCAGAAUACUUUACUGGAGCAACGUUUUGUGUUGCAGUUGACUCCUUAAACGGAUUGGUUUACGUAGCCCAAAGAGGGGAUAACAUCCCAAAGGUAUUAGUGUUCACAGAGGAUGGAUAUUUCCUACGAGCCUGGAAUUAUACAGUUGACACACCUCAUGGUAUAUUUGCAGCCAGUACACUACAUGAACAAUCCGUCUGGAUCACGGAUGUAGGAAGUGGAUCCUACGGUCAUACUAUUAAAAAAUACAAUUCCUUUGGUGAUCUUGUUCAAGUUUUGGGUACCCCAGGCAAAAAAGGCACUGGUUUGAAUCCCCUGCAGUUUGAUAACCCUGCAGAAUUAUACGUAGAAGACACAGGAGAUAUUUACAUCGUGGAUGGAGAUGGAGGGUUGAAUAACAGACUGAUCAAAUUAUCCCAAGAUUACAUGAUCCUUUGGCUGCAUGGGGAAAACGGGACAGGGCCUGCUAAGUUCAACAUACCUCACAGCGUUACAGUUGAUUCAGCUGGCCGGGUGUGGGUCGCUGACCGAGGCAAUAAAAGACUUCAGGUGUUUGAUAAAGACUCUGGGGAGUGGUUAGGAGCAUGGAAUAACUGUUUCACAGAAGAGGGACCUUCUUCAGUCAGAUUUACUCCUGACGGGAAGUACCUGAUCGCAGCCCAGCUGAGGCUCAGCCGGCUCCUCGUGGCGGCCGCGCCCCCCGUGGGGAGCAUUGGCCGCUGCUCCGUGAUCAGCACCAUCCAGCUGGCAGACCAGGUUUCACCCCAUCUCUUAGACGUCAGUGCCAAGACUGGAGCCAUCUACGUGGCAGAAAUUGGAGCAAAACAAUUGCUGACUCUUUUUACAAAUAAGAAAAAUGGAUUAUUUACAAAAAGGCACUUAACCUAUAGAAUGCAUGAGCCCUGCCGCUGACUAUCUGCAUUGUUCCGAGACUGCUUCAUUUUUCUCAUUUGGGAAAUGGAGGUGAUAGUAUUUUUCUCAUAGUAUUCUUGUGAAUACAAACAAGCCCAUGCAUGUAGAGCAUCACACCCAGUCCCAGUCCAGAUUUUUUUUUUUGGUUUGCAUUAAAGCUAUUUAUCCAUCCAACAGGUAACUACAUGCUAGGUCCCAGGAACACUAUGGUGAGCAAGGUAAAUUUUCAGGAAUUUAUACUCUGCUUGGGGAGACAAAGGAGUUUGAAUGGAAAAAUGAGAUUCUGAUUAGAAUUUGUGGUCUAUAUGAACACUUGGUUGGCUAAGUAAACACCCCUUUCCAACUGUCUCCCUUACUUUCCACCACCUUAGAGACCAGAAGAGCUAGGUACUUGCUUCCUCAGCUUGCCAGCAUCUAGGGGUACCAUGUGAUGCUGUUCUGGCCACUGUAGUUCUGGGGCUUCCAGAAAAAAUCAUUUUUUUUAAUUAAAAAAAAAGCAGGGGAGAGGAUAUAGCUCAAGUGGUAGAGCAUGUGCUUAGCAUACAUGAGGUCCUGGGUUCAAUCCCCAUCAAAAAACCAAAUAAAUAAACCUGAUGACCUCCACCCCUGCAAAAGAAAGAAAAAAAAGAGGGCAGGCAUAUUUAGCAUCACCACCUUUUCCCUUCUUCCCUGACUUGAACUUGAAUGUGAUGCCUGGAGUUGUGGCAGCCCUGUUGGAACCAUAAAGCAACAAACCAAUAUUCUUAAGGAAGGCUGAAGGAGACAGGGUUUUUAUGAUGGAGAAGCUAUUGAACUGGCCUUGUAGUUCCUUUCUCCAGACUUCUUUUUAUGUGAGAUAAUUAAAUGUUUUAUUUACUUAAGCCACUAUUAGUUGGCUGUUUUCUUGCAGAUGAAAUUAUUCCUGAGAAAUUCAAUAUUGAAUUAACCUACAUUAAUUUGAGGAGGAUGGAUAUUUUUUAUGGCUUUAACAUUCUGUACCCAGGAAAGUAAGUCUCUCUGUUUUUAUGUCUUAUGUCAUUUAAUAAGAUUUUUUUUAAUUUAGAUCC